Plasmodium fragile is the source of this 3264-nucleotide messenger RNA. RefSeq lists its product as uncharacterized. Lineage: Eukaryota; Apicomplexa; Aconoidasida; Haemosporida; Plasmodiidae. Bases 1 to 3264 code for a protein of 1087 amino acids. The transcript is spliced from 5 exons. The record is from RefSeq and is a predicted model, not a curated record.
AUGAACUAUAAGAGGUUAGGGGCUUUAUUAGUACAUUAUGUGAGCACACGGGGUCUAGUGGAUCAACAUGAGCACUAUAAGAAAAGUUUAUGGCAGGAUAUAGAGGCACAACUGAAGAAGUUUAUACAACAUUUGAAAGAGGAUGGCAUGGACGAUACGUAUUCUGUGAAUUGCACGAACUCUGGCUGGCAGCGCCCGGGCCACCGGACUGACAUAACCUUCGUAGUUACAAACAUGGGUGACAGAAUUAUAUGCACACUUAUGACUAAAGCAUUGUAUUUCCUGAAUGGGUGGAGCACAGGCGCAGGGAUGGCUAUGGACGAUGAUAGUGGCGUAAACAAAGAUUUCAGGACUUUUAUACGAUGCACAAUCGUGCACAUGUUCAUGCACUUGUUGAACGAGUCCGCAUGUGCGAGUACAUGGGGCACAUUCUACGCAUGGUAUUCAAUGGACAAAAUGGGGCAGCUAUCAGGGUGGAGCACGAAUUUAAUAUCUACGAAGGCGUGCACGCAACAUUUCGACGUACAGCUACAAGUGGCUGGGUGGAGUAUGAAGACCGCAGUGAAGGAGUGGUUGCAAAGCCACGUAAACAUACAGAGAACACUGAAAACAGACAGCUUCGUGCAGAAUUGUCGUAUUGAAGUGCCAACAAUUAAAGGAAGCCAGCAUUCUGCAACAGAACAAGACGAUGCGCAACGUGUGCAGAACAUAAUAAAGGGCGUUGGGGGGCAUUUACGGAAAGAAAUGAGCCAGGUAUUCAGGAAAAUUAAAAAAGAAGUGAAGAAAGGAGCGAUAGCAGCAGGAGCUACCAGUGCAGAGAGGUCCGCUGAGCCAGAGUCGGACGAUGAGGACGAUGAAGAGGUGGACAUUAAUGGAACGACACCGGCAGAUGGAGGAGGAGCAGACCAGAAACGGGCGCAGCCCUCGGCACCAUCCUCAGCCGGAGACUCAGUGUCCAGGACGGAUCCCACACCUGGAGCACAGGACGCGCGAGGAGCAGCAUCAGGAUCGGGGCAGCAACCACAAGCACCGGCAUCUCCAGUAUUACCAGCCAGACCACCACCACCAGCGGAAACACCAACGGAACUGGCUACCGCAGCAGGAUCCACGACAUCUACAGGAACGGGACCUGGACCUGGACAACAACCCCCACCUCCACCACCUCCACCACCCCCACCACCUGCACCACCUCCUCCACCAGAACCCGCACGUCCAGCAGCACCAUCAGAACCAAAAGGAGCCACACGUCCUGCAGCACCAAAUGGAGCCGGGCAACAGACUACGCCGGUACCCACAGAGAGUAACGGUAAGGACACGGCGUGCCCCAAAGACGUUCAGGAAGAAAGCUUGGGGGCUGGAACAGUUAGUAUUACCUUUGAGUCGCCGUCUGAAUGUACAGGACCUGCAGGCGUAGACACCACACCUACAACGGAUUCACACAAACCAGCAGCAGCACCGAAGGCAGCAGCACCAGUAGAACCAGCAGCGGCAGCAGGAGAAGCAGCACUAACAACCACAACCACAACAACAUCCUCCAGUGGAGAAGCCGCGGCAUCCCCUGGUCCAGUUGGUCCACCAGGUGAAAACGGUGCUCGUAGCGACGCAGGAAACGAUAACCCCCCUCCUCUCAAUCCACCCAAACCAAAACCGAACCCGAACCCAAAUCAGGCGGGGUCCAGCGGUAGCGGCGGAGGCGGCGAACAGUCCACAGGAGGUACUGGAAGUGGUGCUUCUGGUGGGGAGGCAAAGGGAGGUGCUGAUGGAGCACAUCAACCGGGUUCCUCUGGACCCGGUUCCACUGGUCCCCAAAACCCCGGUUCAUCUGGUCCAGGUUCUGCGGGGACAGGAUCAACUGGGACUAAGGGCACCGGUUCUUCUCCUUCCGGUGGUCCAAGUCAAGGAGUUCAUGACCCACCUCAACCUCCCCUUCCUUCCCCGAAACCCUUCGACCCUCGCGAUCUCAUCCCGCACACCCCUGCGAUCAUUCCCGCGGUUGUUGGUAUUGCGGUUAUUGCCUUUUUCCUCUGGAAGUACUUUGCGCACCUCGCCAAGCGACGACGAAUAUAUCGAACAGUGCGUGACGUGCCGUCACCGCCACUCGACGAAGAAAUAUUGCAACAUCUACAACGCGGCGCACCACCACCCGAUUACGGGUACACAAUAAUUAGGGAUAGGCAGCGCGGCAGAUUGCCCGCCGCACGCCGCGGACCACGCCCACCACGCGUGCAUAAGCGCACCAUCAUUGAGCUACAUCUAGAAGUGCUCCACGAAUGUGAAGCAACCGAGUGGGAUACGGUGAAAGAGGACUAUUGGAAGAUUGUCGUGGAGGAGUUUGCACAGGAUUUGAUGCCGCACGAUGACAGGCAUAACAACAUCUUGGGUGUUUCGACCACAAAGCAGGGUUUAUCAGGGACCCAUGUGUCCUCCAUGCUCGAUCCAUCCACUGACAUCGAACGAACGGACGCAUCUCCACGUAACGCAGAGCACCCCGAUCCAUGGCGUUGUAUGGACACCAUACAGUUAGAAACGGACCGUGCUGCGCCUAACGAACAGGACCGAUGGAAUUGUAUGGAAACCAUACAGUUCGCAACGGACCCAUUUCCACCGAAUGCAGACGACCCCGAUCCAUGGAGUUGUAUGGAAACCAUACAGUUAGAACAAGAAGACACUCCUUCGGCCCCUCCCUCCUCUUCCGACCCCGGGAAUGCAAACCUGACCCCCGACCACACUAAUUGGAUUAACUGGAUUGACCGCAACAAGUACUUUUUGCGGGCGUGCACGACGCAGCCGUGGUUUAAUGCCCUCAAAUCCAACUGGACACAAUACCUGCGUGAGCACAUGGCGGCAAACCAGGACACCGGGCAGCGUGAACUCGGUGAAGCGGCCACCUCGCCGAUGAAGAAACUGCGGUUGUGGAAAGAAUGGGUAGCGCGACAACAUCGGCAAAUGAGUACAUACAAGCAAGAGCAGUGGUUUCAACAUUUGUUGAACAAUGUAGAGGACCAGACAGAAUCGCAAAAAGGCGAAAUACCACGAGUAGCAACACACUUAGAAGUGGAAAAAGUAACGGCAGCAGAAGAUAUACUAAGCGUGAGAGAUAUACCAUGCACGCAACUGCAUCAGCAACCUUACAUGAAAAAACCGUUAACCGCUAAAAUAUGCAUGCUCAUCCUCGCGUCCGUAAUCGAAGAAUGCGAAGUCGAAUGUCGUUUGCAGGAGACGGAGUCAUAUGUGGAUGAUGUAUUGCACAAGCUCUGCAACUAG